Mauremys mutica (yellowpond turtle) is the source of this 5187-nucleotide messenger RNA. RefSeq names its product BICD family like cargo adaptor 1 (gene BICDL1). Lineage: Eukaryota; Metazoa; Chordata; Testudines; Geoemydidae. Gene Ontology annotation, biological process: Golgi to secretory granule transport; vesicle transport along microtubule. Bases 35 to 1939 code for a protein of 634 amino acids. The record is from RefSeq and is a predicted model, not a curated record. The transcript has 11 exons.
GCCCCCGCAGCCUGGAGCGCACGAGGGGCGGGCCAUGGCCGCUUACUGCCUGGGCUUGGCGGGCGCCGCUUCAGCACCAGCGGAGCUGGACAGCGCCUGCUGCAUGGAGCUGCAGGGGGCGGCGGGAGCAGGAGCCGCCCGGAGCCCCGCAGCCGCCGCGGCCGCCUUAGCUCCGCUCCAGGGCGGCCCGGGGGAGCUGGAGCUGGCGCUGGAGGAGGAGCUGGCGCUCCUGGCCGCCGCCGGGGAACAGCGGCAGCAGCAGCAGCAAGCCGGGGAGCAGGACGCGGGGCCUGCCCCGGCCGGGCAGCAGCCCGAGCUGCUCUCGCUGAUCAGGCAGAAGGAGAAGGACUUGGUGCUGGCCGCCCGGCUGGGGAAGGCGCUGCUGGAGAGGAACCAGGACAUCAGCCGGCAGUACGAGCGGAUGCACCAGGAGCUCACCGACAAGCUGGAGCACCUAGAGCAAGAGAAACACGAAUUAAGGCGACGGUUUGAGAACAGAGAAGGGGAAUGGGAAGGAAGGGUGUCCGAGUUGGAGAGCGAUGUGAAACAGCUGCAGGAUGAGUUGGAGAAGCAGCAGGUUCACCUUCGUGAAGCAGAUCGAGAGAAAACACGAGCCGUCCAGGAACUAUCUGAACAGAACCAAAGACUCUUGGAUCAGCUCAGCAAGGCAUCAGAGGUGGAGAGACAACUCUCAAUGCAGGUCCAUACCCUUCGAGAGGACUUCCGGGAAAAGAACUCAUCAACCAGUCAACAUAUAGUACGACUCGAAAGUCUCCAGGCUGAGCAGGUCCUUGAAAUUAAGAUGCUUACCGAUAGGAAGCGGGAGCUGGAGUGUCGCCUUAGUGCCAUGAUGGAAGAAAAUGAUCUGCUUCAGGGAACCGUGGAGGAACUGCAGGAGCGAGUGCUGGUCCUGGAAAGACAAAGCCAUGAUAAGGAUCUGCAGCUGCAUCAAAGUCAGCUGGAGCUCCAGGAGGUGCGGCUGUCCUGUCGGCAGCUCCAGGGAAAGGUAGAAGAGCUUAGCGAGGAGAGAAGUCUACAAAGUUUCAACACAACCAGCACAUCCCUGCUAUCUGAGAUUGAGCAGAGCAUGGAGGCAGAAGAACUGGAACAAGAGAGAGAGCAGCUGAGACUGCAGCUCUGGGAGGCCUAUUGCCAAGUCAGAUAUCUCUGCUCUCAUCUCAGAGGAAAUGACAGCGCAGACUCUGCAGUCUCCACAGACUCCUCCAUGGAUGAGUCUUCAGAAACCUCAUCAGCCAAAGAUGUCCCCGCUGGCAGUCUACGUGCCGGUCUCAAUGAGCUGAAGAGGCUGAUACAAAGUGUUCUAGAUGGCACAGACUCCCCGAGUUCUCGGAGAAGUGAUGAUGAUGCCUUAGAAGAACAGAUCAGGCAAACAAGUGAGGACUCAAGAGCCCUGAGGGAGUUAAUGGAGGGAGAAAGAGGGAAGCUGAGGCAGAGCCUGGAGGAGCUGCAGAGACUUCACAGCCAGGUGACGCUGCUGAGUGUGGAGAUGACUGCGCUGAAAGAAGAAAGGGACAGGCUCCGAGGGUCAGCUGAAGAUAAGGAGACAAAUGAACAGCUUCUGAAGGCCAUCAGGGAUCGAGAUGAGGCCAUUGCCAAGAAGAAUGCAGUGGAAAUGGAACUAGCCAAGUGCAAGAUCGACAUGAUGUCUCUGAACAGUCAGCUGCUGGAUGCUAUUCAACAGAAACUGAACCUCUCACAGCAGCUUGAGGCAUGGCAGGACGACAUGCACAGGGUCAUUGACCAGCAGCUGAUGGACAAACAUCUGAAGGAAUGGAGCCAGCCUGCUUAUUCCUUCUCCAGUGGCUACAGAGCAAAGCGGUGUGCAAGACCCUCCCCCGUGUUCAGGCCGGAGCAGCAGGGGGAUGAGCCCAUUGGGGCAGAAAGGAACCGUCUCUUUUCCUUUUUCAAGAAAAAUUAAUGUGAAAGGAGAAAUCUUUCCAAUUAUUCCUGCUUAAAGCUGGGGGCAGCUGCCCAGCUUGCUAAUGGACCUGAAUCUGAUCCAAAAGGAAAAACGCAAAGGGUGAAGGAAUUAACCCUUGAGACUGCACUAUUUACAAUCCACCUGCUCUGAACAAAAAGUUUACAUGAAUUGGAGAUUUGCAGUUUGACAAUGUGAUACCAACUGAGAGCAACUUUUCUUAUUCCUUAAGCAAAGUGAUAAACUUCAGGGUACGUUUUAGGCGCUUUGACACAGGCCACUCAGUUUCUGCUGUGAAGAAUAAUCCAAUUGUCUUAAACUCAUUCUCUCAUGCUGGAGAAGGAAAUAAGCAACCCCAAGAUGAGGCAAUACAGGGGACUGACUACUAGUGUCACGGAAGAGUAGAGGAAAAGUUGUGGCCUUCAUACAACCUCCAGUCCUGGCAGCUGGGCUGUCCUGCAGAUUACACAGGCUGUAGUUGCACUGGUCCUGGGAACAUAACAUGUUUACAUGGGUGUAGCUUACUCUGUGGGGGAAGUCCUUACUGUCCUCUGCUUACGACCAGAAGUCUUUAUUCCCCCUGGUGCUCUCCAUAGCUACUCAUACUGCAUCAGGACUCCAGAUCCCUUCCAGCUCAGUGCAGUUAUAAUCUGCUAAUGCUGUGAGGUGACUCUAGGUCCCUGUUGGUCAGUUCCAGACCCCAGAGUAUUGAAGAUUUGAUCGUCGAGGAGCCUGAAUGUUCAGUGCUCCUCAGAUACCGACUCUUCCCCUCGCCUUGCUGUGGAAGUUCAGUGUAGCUCAGCCUUAGGGCCAAAGGCCUUGUGCAUCUUCCUAGUGAAAUCAACAGCCAAAAAUCUGAGUCGCUUCAAUGGGACUAAGGACUGGGCUCCAAUGACCUGCCAUCUCAAAGUCCUGAGCACCUAAAACUGAUUGAUUUGAAUAGGAAUGGGUUGUUGUGUGUCUGAAGAUCAGGUCCUAGGUGUAGCUCUUCCACUGCUCAGCAUUGCUGCAGUAGCUUUAGUUAUAGGGCUGAUCUUCAGGGCCAACCCAUAGCUCCUGUGUAUACGUUUUCUGCUACUCAGGCCUUGAUGGUAGAAGGUUGGAUCCCCUCAUGCUCAGUGUGGUCGUAGACUCUCCCCUUGUGGUUAGGCGGCUUUGAUCAACCUGGGGUGAGGAGUGUGAACAUGCUGCUGCUCUACAUAUAUGCACACACUUUGGUGCUAGAAGUCCUGCAGUACGUAUGAGAUUAUUAGUAGGGUUGGUACCUUCUGCAGGCCAUAUUACUACCACUUAGAGCUCUUCCUUUAAAACUACUUUACCACCAAUAAAAUAAGCAUUUCCCCUUUAGAGAAAGCUGACACUGGCAUGUUUAAGCAACAGCCUGUUCUAGAAGGGUUUUAUGCUGCUGUCACCUUUUCAUUUCCCAACUGCCAGUCUCCUACAGUCCUCUCCAAGCUGCACACCCAGCACAUGUGUGGGUGAGGAGAGGAAUCUAUAGCCAUGAUGUAGUGUAUAUUUGCCAUCCUAAGGAAAGGGGCUUAAGUUAUGCAAUGAAGAUGCAGUGAUAAGAAAGGUGCCUUUUGUUGCAUGUUCGCUGGAAGGGGAUAGUGGACGUGAGUCACAGUUGCGUAGGCCAGUGAUUGAAAUUCACAACAAAUCUCUUCACUUAAGGAAGGAGCUAGUCCUUAAUCUCCUUGCAAUAUUUUUUCAGUGGGAAGGUUGAUAGAGGUUGGGAAAGGAAAGCAAGCAUAUUCCGAGCUGAUGGUUGGGAUAUAGUUCUCUUGGACUUAAAAGUGCACCUCCAUCUGAGCAUGGGGGUUAUUCAGCCCAAAAAACGGGGAGGACAGAGUUAUGAACCAGGUCAGAGGAAACUGUCCUUGUGCUGAGCUGCUGUUGCUCAACUGCAACAAAACUACCUUAACACCAGAUACAUAAAACAGUGUCUAGCAGUACAAUCUCUCAGCAAAAUGUCACGUAGUUAAUGCUGUGCUUUAAGUGUCCUAAAUGUUUCAUCGUCCCUUAAACCAGUGGUGGGAAACCUGCGGCCCGUCCUUGCAGCCUGCAACAUUUCCCACAGCUCUCAUUGGCCAGGAAUGGCGAACCACGGCCACUGGGAGCUGCGGGCGGCCAUGCCUGUGGACAGUCUACGUAAACAAACUGUCUCAUGGCCGGCCAGCUACAGGCCGCCCACCACUGCCUUAAACUGUCACUGAGCACUCACCAUCAAAGACAGCACAGCUGAUAGGCAGUGAAAGGAGCCUGGAAUUAAUCCACUAUGAGGAGUUCAGCAUGCCAGCACCCCCUCCCCUGCCCCCCAGGGCACCUGACACUUACAAACCUAUUGAAAAAGGUCACUGGGAGGGAGAACACUAACUGGAGGAAGCACAGUAACCCAGCAGAGUAGAUUCCGUAUCCCAGGCAAGCAUCAGCCUACAGGGAUUAUACCACAGCACGGGAGUUGGAUCUGCAGCAGUCAACACCAGUACAAACUAUUUUCACCCAUCAGUACUUAAGGGAUAGUUCCAGGCAAUAUGGCAGGGACGUACAACAGUUGCACAGCUAAAGGAUGGAGGCUGCACAUUUCACACAACUGAACGACAAUUAUAAAGCAAUCUCACUGCCGCUGUGGGAAAACAAGCAAAUUUUUUUUGCUAGCUGGGGGAAGUUCCCUUUAGCAAAGUCUACAGCUGGGGCCUACUGUUAUAUAUGAGACUCGAGCAUGGUCCAGAAAAUAAAUGUAGAUGCAAGUCAAGUCACUAGCACUUUACUGUCUUAACACACACUUAGAUCAGCAAGGUACCAUUACACAAGAAAAUGAGAUCAAUUUAAGAAAAGAAACUGAGGAGUGAAGUCUAUGGCACAAUUUGUGCAGAGCAGCAAUAAAGUGGGCUUACAGGCAACAGUGCAUGCACGAGGACUUCAGGUGAUGCGUGUAGGCCUUACCCUAUCUAGGACUGAUAGUGGAUUCUGGACAUAGAGCAAACCCUCUUUACCAUUCCCACUUCAACCACUGCAAAGCAAGAUUGUUUUAACCAAAAGCUUAGAGGUACAAAGGACGUCCCUGGGUAAGAUAGUGACGUGACAGUCCCCAUAGACUGAAAGUGAAAAAGCACACAGCAGGGACAAACAGAAAGAAUGUAUCUAUAGAUAUGUACAUACCACAGUGCUGUAAUUUUUGUACGUAGAAGUAAUGUAAAUAAGUGUAUGGUUUUUAUAAGAUACGUAUUAUAUAAAUCUAUAAAGGCAUA